Molecule: messenger RNA, 2697 nt
Organism: Chlorella variabilis
Lineage: Eukaryota; Viridiplantae; Chlorophyta; Trebouxiophyceae; Chlorellales; Chlorellaceae
Exons: 15
Coding region: 1-2697 (898 amino acids)
Biological process (GO): rRNA processing
Cellular component (GO): nucleus
Molecular function (GO): RNA binding
Source: RefSeq, a predicted model, not a curated record
AUGUUCAAGGACGACGCCUUCCAGGUGCGCAGUACCGUGGACAAGCGCGGCCGCAAGGUGAAGGGCAGCAAGAAGAAUGAGGACAUGAGGAGGUACUACCGGCUGCAGGGUGAGGAGCAGCAGCGGCGGGCGCGCGACAAAGAGCGGGCAGCCGGCGGCGAGGGUGGUGAUGAGCAGGUGGCAGCCGCUGUGGCAGACCAGAGGCAGCAGCACUCAGGCCGGCAGUCGCAGAAGCAGCAGGAGCGGAAGCAGCAGGGCAAGCAAGCUGCUGGCAGUCAGGCCAAGCUUCGAAGGCAGGUUGCUCCAGGCAAUGACGCUGAAGCCAGUAGCAGCGAGGAGGAGAUGGAGGACGGUGAGGCGCAAAAGGCUGCAUUGCAGACAGCGGGGGCAGAGGCAGCGGGCAGGAGCAGCGGCUCCGAGUCAGAGCCUGCGAGCGAUGCGGAGUUGGCCGAUGAGGAGCAGGCAGCCCAGGAGCGGUGGGCGCGCAUGAGGGGUCUGGCGGGCCCGGAGGCCAGCAGCGAUGAGGAGGAGGAGUUGGCGGAGAGCAGCAGCGAAUUCAGCGAUGAAGAGGAGGAUGGCGAGCAGGCAGACGGCUUCCAAGGGCGCCAGCAGCUGCCUGCUGGGAUGGAUGUUGAUGAAGGGGAGGAGCCGCUAAAUGAGGCGGAUCUGGAGGAGUGGGGCGUGGGAGCGCUGGCUGCCAACCCUGAGGAGCCGAUCCUGAUGCAGCCAGAUGCCACCCCACGCCUGGCGGCCGUGGAUCUAGACUGGGAGCACGUUCGGGCGGUGGACAUCCUGGCAGUGCUGCGCUCGUUUGUGCCGCAGGGCGGCGCCAUCCGGCGAGUGGUGGUGCAUCCAUCAGACUAUGGGCUGGAGCGCAUGGCCCAGGAGGCGGUGAUGGGGCCUCAGGGCAUCUUCAAGCCUGUGGGAGACAGCCAGAAGCGCCGGCAGGUGGUGGGGGUUGAGGAUGACGGCGAGAGCGAGGGAGGGGCAGGUCCCUCGAGCUCCGAGUCAGAUGAGGGUGGCCAGGUGGACCAGCGGCGGCUGCGCCUGUACGAGCGGUCCAAGCUGCGCUACUACUACGCAAUCAUCACCUGCGACUCGGCGGCCACUGCUAACCGGCUGUAUGAGGAGUGCGAUGGAAUGGAGCUGAUGAAGACUGCCUGCAAGUUUGACCUGCGGUUUGUGCCGGAGGAGCAGUCGUUUGAGGGGCGCCAGGUCCGGGACGAGGCCACCGAUGUGCCGACAGACUAUGCGCCGCCCACUUUCCAGGCGCGCGCUCUGCAGCACACCAAUGUGCAGCUGACAUGGGACACUGGCGACGAUGGGCGCAAGCGUGCGCUCACGCGGCGGGUGACAGCAGAGGAGUUGAAAGAAGACGAUUUUAAGGCCUACCUGGCCACUGACAGUGAGGCAGAGGAUGGGGAGCACGGCGGCAUCGAGGGGGAGGCGGAUGAGGAGGACGAGGAAGCGAUUCGAGAGCGAUACCGCCGCCUGCUGCUGGGCGGCGGGGUGGAUGCAGCACAGGAACGGCAGGGGAAGAGGGACUGGGGUGGUGGCAGUGGGGAUGACGAGGGCAGCGAGGGCAGCAGUGGCAGCGACAGCGAGGGCCAGGAUGCAGGCAGGACGCGCAUCAACGAUGACAAGGGCAUGGAGAUGGAGGUGACCUUCCUGCCUGGCCUGGAGAACCUGGGGAAGCGCGUGCUGGCACGAAAGCAGGAGGAGGAGGCGCGCAAGGGGGAGACGGUGUGGGAUGCCUACAUGCGGCGCAGGAGGGAGAAGCGGGCGGAGGCGAAGCGCAAGGGGCGGCGGCUGGGGUCUGACGAGUCGGACAGCGACUACGAUGAUGCGGCGGGGCGGGGCUCGGGGUCGGGGUCUGAGGAGGAGGCGGACGCUAGCGCCGAGGGCGACCCCUUCUUCCAGCCAAAGGAUGAUCCCUUUGAUGAUCCAUUCUUCCAGGACGGCCCGGAUGCUGAUGCUGCCCAGGCGGCGGAGCUGGCUGCCGCCGGCAAGCGAGGCAAGCGGCAGGAGCAGCAGCAGCACCAGGAAAGGAAGGGGAAGAAGGGCAAGGGCAAGGGCAAGCAGGGUGAGGAGGAUGGCGACCACAGCAAGUGGGCUGAGCUGGAGAUGCUGCUGAUGGAUGACGCGUCCCUGCUGGCACCGGCGCGAGGCGGCGGCAUGCUGGCGCCUGCUGGCAAGCAGCAGAAUGAGCAGACGGCCGCGGCAGGCAGCGGCAAGCUCAGCAAGAAGGAGCGCAUGCGGCUGAAGAAGGAGGCGAGGCGGCGGGAGCGGCAGGAGGGGUCAGAUGAUGAGGACGCGGCCGCAGGAGGCGGCGGUGCCUUCCGCGGCGUGGACCUGGCCGACCCGCGCUUUGCCGACCUGCUCACCUCCCACCACUUUGCGCUCGACCCAACAGACCCCCGCUUUAAAGACACUUCUGCCGGCGUGGCAACCGCGGUGGCAAAGCGGCGCAGUCAGGCAUCGACCGCCAGUGGCAGCAAGCAGCAGAAGCACGGGCAGCAGCAGGCGGCUGCCGAGCCAGCAGCCGGCCAACUUAAUGGCAGCAGCGUGACGGGCAAGGCUGACCUCAAGUUUCUGGUGGCUUCCCUCAAGCGCAAGACAGCACCCAUCCAGGGCGGGGGCAGCAAGCCGGCGGCGGCAGCUUCCAGCAAGCCCAAGAAGAAGAAGAAGAAGGUUUGA